UCGACGAACAACAACCUCACACCAUGGAAGCAGGCAGCAUGCUAGCGGCGCCAUCGAACGCACAAGCCCGAUAUGAGGAACUCUGGCGCAAGGCUUCGGCCAAAGUCCGUGCUGCAACCUGCACUAUCAACACCCGACAACCGCGCUGCCAUUUUAACAGCUUUUCCGACAGCAAUUGGGGAACAGGCACACUGGUACACAACAAGGAGGAGGCACUUCUACUUACAGCAAAUCAUAUCGUGCUCGACGGCUUGUGUGAAGCUGUUUGCGUAUUCGAAGAUAUGAUCGAAUAUCCGGUCUUACUCGAAUACGCAGCUCCGGACCACGACUAUGCUUUCCUCAGAAUUCAGCCUGGAAAGAGCACCGAGGAUGACUCACACUGGAAAGCUCGAUUUCCAGCUGCCAUACGUCUGAACCCAUCCGGAGCAUUUCCAGAUUGCGAAAUCCGGCGAAUCAGCAACGCUCGUCGUGGUAGUUUCACUGUCACGUCGGGGACCCUGAGUCGAACAGCUUGCAAUCCACCCCAAAAUGAUGACGGCCCACUUGACAUCAAUAUGGAUUAUAUCUCUGCACAUGCAACUGCAGGUGCAGGUAGCUCAGGUGGCCUUGCCUUCAACAUCAAUGGCGAAGGUGUCGCAAUGAUCGCAUGUAACUUGCUUCCACAUCACGAAUAUUACGAGCUCGGAUUAGACCAUAAAACGAUCGAGGAUUUCCGCGAAACGGAGGCUUCCCACUGCAUCAUAGUCUGGUCAAUCUUGCCAGAUUCUCCACUGGCUAGCUCUGUCAGCGCAGGAGAUAUCCUUCUAGAGAUGAACGGGAGCAAAAUGACCGCCCUCCGCAACUUCGAGGAUCACCUGAAUGCUCAUGUUGGCCGAGACGUCCACUGCAAGAUCUGGAGGACGCGCAAAAGUCAGCUGAUGUCGGUCUCUGCCACCGUGCAAGAUCUUUACGAACUCAAUCCGAAACACGUCCUCGGCAUCGGCCUCACGACUUUCCGCUCUAUUCCUAUCGUGAAGGCUUUUGGUUUCAAUGCUGCAGUAAAAGGCGUCUGUGUCUCAGAUUCUGCUGUCAUACCGUUCAGGCGGGGCAGACUAUUGACUGUAAACGAGCACCCCAUACACGACGUUGGGGAUGUGGUCAACCACCUCGGCAGCUAUCAAGGCCAGCUAGCGCUCACGCAAAAGCCUUUCGCCAGCCGCGGAGAUUCAUACUUCUGUCCUGGUUACCUCUUUGCCAGAAACCAGAAUGGGGCUGUCGAUUUCGAACUCACCAGGCACAAAAGCGGUCCAUGGACGUUCAGACGGAUUCAUCAGCGCGUGAUGUCAUACACGCAUAUGAACUCGAGCAUGGCACGUCCUUCCGGCCUUGGCAACUGCUCAAUAUUUUCACUGUUCUUUGGAUCCCAAAGAACAAUUCUUUUUCUGCUAUGGCCCGGGUUCUGAAGCAUGUCACUCUGUGCGAUAGCCCCGAGCGAGAGCAUUAGGAGAACGUGGAGGAAGGAGCGAAGGUCGGAUUUCAUUGCGAAGCGUGAUCUCUGUAAGCACAGCCGAC
Messenger RNA from Microdochium trichocladiopsis, 1551 nucleotides. RefSeq names its product trypsin-like cysteine/serine peptidase domain-containing protein. NCBI's taxonomy places the organism in Eukaryota, Fungi, Ascomycota, Sordariomycetes, Xylariales, Microdochiaceae. The coding region runs from base 24 to 1442 and encodes 472 amino acids. The transcript has 4 exons. Gene Ontology annotation, molecular function: protein binding. The record is from RefSeq and is a predicted model, not a curated record.